Molecule: messenger RNA, 1704 nt
Organism: Iphiclides podalirius (scarce swallowtail)
Lineage: Eukaryota; Metazoa; Arthropoda; Insecta; Lepidoptera; Papilionidae
Source: the annotation of a GenBank genome assembly
AUGGAUUCCAAAGCUGAAUCGAACUUUAAUGCUAAAGUUAAUAAUAGCGUAUACAAAAAUGAGGAGAAGGAAGAAAUGGAGACGGAGAGUGCAGAGGUCCCGCGCGUAACUAUAGACGAAGUGUGUGAACGAGUUGGCAAACUGAGUAUGGACGAGGCCAGCGGAUCUGGGAGCUCGACCGAUAGCGAGGACUUAGUUAACGCAAUCAACUACAACACCAUUACAUCUCUGGCAGCCCUGAAGGAUAUUAUACAGGGCGAUAGCAAUGACACCCCUGAAACCGAUACUUUCUUCCAGCAUUACUUUAUGAACCAUUGCAAUAACCUUUCAAGUCGCAAUUCAAACUCGCCCUUCCCGUUCGUUGAGCGCCGCCGUCUCUCCCAGUGUCGCGAAGAGGACGAGGAUGAGGAGAAGAAGGAGGGCGCUAGGUCGCCUUCUAUUGAAGCUAGUUCCGUGGUCGCAUCGGACACCAAAGCAGAUGUCGCCAGCAAAGAGCACAACGCAAGCGCCGGCAUGGCGAAAGAUAUUGAGGUAAACAACGCGCCAGCGAUUGAGGGUGACACUUCGCCCGACGAACAGGAACCUUCUAAGCGCACGGUGAUGGGGGCGAAACACAAAUUCCUCGUGACCGCAGCCGAACCCGCCCCCGCGCCGCUAGAGAAGGCACUGCGCUCUCAAGUCCACAAUGCGCACACGGUGCAUUUCGGCACAAAGGGGGCAGAGGAGCAAAGGCCGAGUGUCAGGUCUAUUUUUACGGGACAGAAUCUCCACCGCGAUAAAAAUUAUUUCGAUAGUAGUUUAAUAGAAAUAAGGUCAACGGUUGACGGAGUGCCAACGAGCUCGGAGGACAUUUGGGUUAAACGGACCGAGGAUACUAAGCAAUUGCCCAAACAAACAACACAGACUAAGACAAAGGUUAUUGAACCGGUGAAACAACCAGUGGGUGACAAUAUUGAUAGAAAUGCAGAACCGAAACGUGUCCGAUCCGGCACUUGGAGCUCACAGACUGCGCACAAAGAAAAAGAGGCUGUGAAGAAAAUGAAUCCUAAGAAGGAUAAGGAGAGAAGAAACAGUGAUGAUAGGCGAUAUAAACGAGAGCAAAGAUUGGAUGCGGCGAUCACUCGAAGCUCCCAGUCGGUGGGAGAACGCAAGCGGAGGGGCUCUGCGGACGAGGGCCAGCCCCACUACAUGUACCAGCAAACAAUACACGGCACAAGCGGAGUCAGCAGGCGGCCCGCCCUUUUUGACCUCUUCAAAUCGAAACCGCGCGGUGACUCUAAGAAACCGCCAUCCAUUAUGCAACAAGUCAAGGCUGCCGUUCAGAGCAUGACGAAAUCCGGCUCUGCGGGCAAAGACGCGCAAAAGCACGACAGCCUCUCGGAGGCGGAAAAAAAACAGGGCGCUUCCGCGACGUCCAAUUCCAAAAUCAAAGAUGGUUCCGCACACCCGCAUCCGGGUAGCGAUUCGAGAUACUACCAUACGCUGACCGUGUCGGAGACAAGGCGGCCGAGCGCGAUGGCGAAAGUUAUGGAAAUGUUCCGAGGUCGCGCCUCCAUACCGGGUCAGACGGUGCCGUUAGAGAGCGCUGAGAAACGCAGAGCGAGGGCGAUUGCUCAACAGCAGCACUUGAGUGGUGGCGAGCCGAGUCGUAGCAUCCUCGAUUCCUCGCCGGUCGCGUGCUCGCCACGCGGUCGUCUGCACCUC